CUUGAAUCAUACAUAAAAGACAAAAAAGAAUAUUCAUCUUAUCAUAUAUUUUUAAGAAACCACCAUGAUAUGAUAAUUGCUUCAUUGUUACCUGAUGAUACAUCAGUUAGUCUUGAUGGUAAAUGGUCUCGCUGGUUUAUAAAAGAGGCAGCUAAAUAG
This is a messenger RNA of Dentiscutata erythropus, 159 nucleotides long. Lineage: Eukaryota; Fungi; Glomeromycota; Glomeromycetes; Diversisporales; Gigasporaceae. The record is from the annotation of a GenBank genome assembly.